AUGUUCUGUGAGACACGUCAUGAUGAGGGCAGGUAGUGCGCAUGCGCGUUCUGGAGGUUUCCUCACGUGGAGAACUGCAGGGAGGCUCAGAUCCAGACUCUCUGGCUGCGGUGCUGCUUCAGACAGGCUCUCAGACUGCGCUCCCAUCCAAUAAUGGCCUUCAGGAAGUUCCUCCCUCUGUUCGACCGGGUGCUGGUGGAGCGCCUCACAGCAGAGACGGUAACCAAGGGAGGCAUCAUGCUGCCAGAGAAGUCUCAGGGCAAAGUGCUGCAGGCCACGGUGGUGGCAGUCGGCCCAGGCUCAGUUAACCAGGAUUUCUACAACUGGCCUGAUGAAUCCUUUGAGGAGAUGGACAGCACGCUGGCUGUUCAGCAGUACAUCCAGCAGAACAUCAGGUCAGAUUGCUCCAACAUUGAUAAAAUCCUGGAGCCUCCUGAGGGUCAGGAUGAAGGCGUCUGGAAGUAUGAGCACCUCAGGCAGUUCUGUCUGGAGCUCAAUGGACUUGCUGUUAAGCUGCAGAGCGAGUGCCAUCCUGACACCUGCACUCAGAUGACAGCCACAGAGCAGUGGAUCUUCCUAUGCGCCGCCCACAAGACGCCCAAAGAGUGCCCCGCCAUUGAUUACACCAGGCACACGCUGGACGGAGCUGCCUGCCUUCUCAAUAGCAACAAAUAUUUCCCCAGCAGGGUGAGCAUCAAAGAGUCAUCAGUGGCCAAGCUGGGCUCCGUCUGUCGCCGCAUCUAUAGGAUAUUUUCUCAUGCCUACUUCCAUCACCGCCAGAUAUUUGACAAGUAUGAGAACGAGACGUUCCUGUGUCACCGGUUCACGCGCUUCGUGAUGAAGUACAACCUGAUGUCCAAGGACAACCUGAUAGUUCCCAUCCUGGAGGAGGAAGUCCAAAACACCUCAUCGGCUGGCGAGAGCGAGGCCUAACGGCGGCGGCCGGAGGGGAGGCGCGCGUACGCUCACCAUAUCUAUACAGUACCGAGGAGACGCACUCAUUCUGCAUAAAUAUCUAUGAAUAUAUGUAUAGACACACUACAGUGUAUUGAGACUCCUCGUCUGCAGACACUGUCCUCGUUAAGC
Cyprinodon tularosa is the source of this 1086-nucleotide messenger RNA. Its product is annotated as MOB-like protein phocein. Bases 154 to 933 code for a protein of 259 amino acids. The record is from RefSeq and is a predicted model, not a curated record. Lineage: Eukaryota; Metazoa; Chordata; Actinopteri; Cyprinodontiformes; Cyprinodontidae. Gene Ontology annotation, molecular function: ATP binding; protein folding chaperone; protein-folding chaperone binding. Gene Ontology annotation, cellular component: cytoplasm; mitochondrial matrix. The transcript is spliced from 9 exons.